CACUUGCGCACUGAUGCAGACGGGUACUUCCUGUAUUUCAUGCUUUUAAAAUAUGCCGACUUACAAAGUUAAUAUUAAGUGGGGUAAAGAAAAGUUCAGUGAUGUUGAAUGUAACACAGAUGAACCUCCAGAGGUAUUUAAAGCACAAUUAUUUGCCUUAUCUGGUGUUCAGCCAGAUAGACAGAAGGUUAUGUUAAAAGGAAUGGUCGUUAAGGAUGACAGUUGGGGAAAUGCCAAACUAAAAGAUGGUGCGAUGGUUUUAAUGAUGGGGAGUGCAGAUGCACUUCCAGAAGCACCAAAAGAGAAAGUAAUGUUUAUGGAAGAUAUGAGUGAACAACAGCUAGCCACAGCUUUGAAGUUACCGGCUGGUUUAACCAAUCUAGGGAAUACAUGUUAUAUGAAUGCAACAAUACAGUGUCUUAAAAGUAUACCAGAACUGAAAGAUGGAUUAAAAAAAUACAACAGUAGUUCUGGAGGUGGAGCUGAUGCUGGAGGUUCUGCUGAUCUUAUAACUGCUUCUAUGAAAGAGUUGUUUCUAAGUAUGGAUAAAUCUGGAACUGCCAUUCCACCCAUUAUCAUGUUACAAGUAUUACAUAUGGCUUACCCACAAUUUGCUGAAAAGAGUGAACAUGGAGGCUAUGCUCAACAGGAUGCAAAUGAAUGCUGGACAGAAUUAGUUCGAUGUUUACAACAAAAAGUGCCUGGUGUGAAAAAAGAACCAAUGGAAAUCAGUGCAUCUAGUAGUCAAGGCCUAGUGGAUCAGUAUUUAUCAGGAGAAUUUGAUGUCUCAAUGAAAUGUGAAGAGGCUGAAGAAGAAGUGGCAACACAUUCAACAGAAAAAUUUUAUCAAUUAAGUUGUUUUAUAGAAAAAGAGGUUAAAUACAUGCACACUGGUCUAAGAUCUAGGCUAGAAGAACACAUUACUAAAAAUUCGCCUACACUAGGAAGAGAUGCAGUAUAUAAAAAAUCUAGUAAAUUAAAGAGAAUUCCAGCCUAUUUAGCUAUUCAGUUUGUUAGAUUUUAUUACAAAGAAAAAGAAGCUAUAAAUGCUAAAAUUUUAAAGGAUGUUAAAUUUCCAAUAAGUUUAGAUGUAUAUGAUCUGUGUUCAGAAAAAUUACAAGAACAACUUGCACCAAUGAGGGAUAGGUUUAAAGAAUUAGAAGAUAAAAAGGCAGAAGAAUUACAAAAGGCCAAAGUAUCUGGGAAAGCAGAUGAGAAGAAAGAACUAAAAUUAAAACAGGAACCCUAUUCUUUUCCUGAUGAUGUGGGUUCAAACAACAGUGGAUAUUAUGAGCUACAAGCUGUAUUAACACACAAAGGCAGAUCCAGUUCCAGUGGGCAUUAUGUUGCUUGGGUCAGACGAAAGGGAGAUGAUUGGUAUAUGUAUGACGAUGAUAAUGUUAGUCCUGUGACUGCAGAGGAUGUACUAAGGCUCUCAGGUGGAGGUGAUUGGCAUUCAGCUUAUGUAUUAUUAUAUGGACCAAGAAUUCUAGAGGUUGAAGAGGAAGAGAAGAUGGAAACUUAAAUAAUAAAUCAUCCAGAAAAGAAGACAACUCAUUUUGAACAAACACUCUUUUAUUUAAAUGUCCCGUGAGUUAUUCAGAAAGUUCCUGUUGCAAAAAAUUUCUUCUUCCAUAGGAACAAAUUAUUUUAUUAAAAUGACAGUAAUGAAUUUAAAUGGGACCUUGCAAGUAUUUUCACUGAAAAAGUUCUAUUUGAAUGCUAAUCUUUAAGUUAUAUAUGACAAUUCUUUGUUCAUUUGUAAAUUUUUAAGACUCUAUUAGUUGGUGCAAAUAAAUGUAAAUUAUUAA
This is a messenger RNA of Mytilus californianus (California mussel), 1811 nucleotides long. RefSeq names its product ubiquitin carboxyl-terminal hydrolase 14-like. Bases 53 to 1525 code for a protein of 490 amino acids. Gene Ontology annotation, molecular function: protein binding; proteasome binding; cysteine-type deubiquitinase activity. NCBI's taxonomy places the organism in Eukaryota, Metazoa, Mollusca, Bivalvia, Mytilida, Mytilidae. The transcript has 18 exons. The record is from RefSeq and is a predicted model, not a curated record. Gene Ontology annotation, biological process: regulation of proteasomal protein catabolic process; proteasome-mediated ubiquitin-dependent protein catabolic process; protein deubiquitination.